Messenger RNA from Camellia sinensis, 4240 nucleotides. The record is from RefSeq and is a predicted model, not a curated record. Lineage: Eukaryota; Viridiplantae; Streptophyta; Magnoliopsida; Ericales; Theaceae.
UAAAAAAUAAAUACAGAGACUUUUCAAAGACUUUGGAACAAUGAAUGUCCAAUCUCCAACAAUUAUUUGGUAAUUUAUAGAUCAAACUCAUUCAUUAAGAAUUCAUUUUCCUUACAACCAACCAUUGAUAUGGCUAUGGCUAUGGCUAUGGCUAUGGCUAUGGCUGUUUGCAACUCUUGGCCUUGGAACCCCCACCGAUCACCUAUUCAGCUUUGUUCUUUCUUCUUCUUCUACUUUGUGAUCACCCUUUACUACUUUCCUCUUCAUUCAAUUGCACUUAACUUCAACUUCACCAAUUUUAAUGAAACAACAUUUCAAAAUGGCGACAUAAUAUUAGAAGGAAAAGCCAGUUUUUCCAACCAAGCCAUCCAACUCACCCCUACAAACCAACCGUGGAUAGUUGGUCGAGCCUUGUAUAAAGAUCCUCUUAAACUUGGGCACAUAGCUUCUGGAACACUGGUGGACUUCAACACCCAUUUCUCGUUUGUCAUUGAUUCACAAGGAAACUUGGAUUUUGCAGAUGGGCUUGCAUUCUUCCUUAUUCCUCAUAGUCCCCCUUCCAAACUCACACCAGGUUAUGCCUUCGGUCUUCCAAUCGUCCCCCCCAAACAGACUCCAUGUGUUGCUGUAGAGUUUGAUACCUAUGUAAAUGUGGAUUUACAUGUGGAUGACCCACUCAACGCAACUCAUGUAGGUAUUGAUAUCAACUCUAACAUAUCUAAUGUUACUGCAGUAUGGUACAAUAACAUAACGUAUGGGAAAGAGAAUGAAGCUUGGAUUAGUUAUAAUUCUACUUCGAAAAAUUUGAGUGUUGUUUUCACCGGAUACAAAGAUAAUAACAUAAUUGAAACUAGUCUUAGUUUUUCGGUUGACUUGAGGGAGCACUUACCAGAAUUGGUUACAAUAGGCUUCUCAGCUGCAACAGGAGAUUUGUAUGAGAAACAUAUUGUUAAAUCAUGGUCGUUCAAUUCGAGUUUGCAAUUCAAUGUAACAACUAGUCCUAGUCCCAGUCCAAGUCUCGGUCCCAGUCUCAUUCCAAGCCCCAAUGCUACCUCUAGCCCAAGAAAGAAAGAUGGAAACAACAAAAAUGCUCUGGUUGUGGGGUUGAUUGUUGGAUCAACUGCUUUGGCUGGUGGGUUGGCUUUGUUUGGCUUCAUCAAAUGGAAGAAAAGUAAAGCACCAGAAGAGGAUGGGGAGAUUGGCCCUGAUAUGGCCAUGGACAAUGAAUUCGAUACAGGUAUCGGACCAAAGAAGUUUUCAUAUACUGAAUUGUUUUGUGCAACGAAUAACUUCGCGGACGAACAGAAGCUUGGAGAGGGAGGAUUUGGUGGGGUUUAUAAAGGCUUUUUAAGGGAAUUGAAUUCUUAUGUUGCUGUGAAGAGGAUAUCAAAGGGAUCGAAGCAGGGAAUAAAGGAGUAUGCAUCUGAAGUGAAUAUCAUUAGUCGGUUGAGGCAUAGAAAUUUGGUGCAACUACUUGGUUGGUGUCAUGACAAAAAUGAACUCCUGCUUGUUUAUGAGUUCAUGGAAAAUGGAAGCUUAGAUAACCAUCUCUUUAAAGAAAAUAGCGUGUUGACAUGGACAAUAAGGUACAAAAUUGCACAAGGCUUGGCCUCGGCAUUGCUCUACCUACACGAAGGAUGGGAGCAAUGUGUAGUACACAGAGAUGUAAAAUCAAGCAAUAUGAUGUUGGAUUCAAAUUUCAAUGUUAAACUUGGAGAUUUUGGAUUAGCUAGGUUUGUCGACCAUGGAAAAGAUGUGCAAACAACUAAUGUGGCAGGGACCAGGGGAUACAUGGCACCUGAAUACCUAUUUACAGGUAAAGCUAGCAAGGAAUCAGAUGUCUACAGUUUUGGAAUUGUGGCAUUGGAGAUAGUUUGUGGAAGAAAACCCUUUGACUGGAAGGUCCCAGAAAGUCAAACGAUAUUGGUGGAGUGGGUUUGGGAUCUCUAUGCUACCAAUAGGCUUCUUGAAGCAGUAAAUCCGAAGAUAUAUGCAGAUUUUGUUCGAGAAGAAAUGGAAUGUUUGAUGAUUGUUGGGCUCUGGUGUGCUCACCCUGAUCACAAUCUUCGGCCUUCCAUUAAGCAAGCAAUUCAUGUGCUUAAUUUUGAAGCUCCAUUGCCCAUUCUCUCUACCAAAAUGCCUGUGCCAACAUACGUUUCGCCUCCAGUGAGUACUACUUCAUCUUCAGUUUCUGGCAACUUUAUUACGUUUUCUAAUACCGGUCGAUUUUAGUCUUCUAGCUAAUACUAUAGUUACCACACAGAUUUCUCUAAAUUCAACUCAUUCUUUAUAGUUGCAUCAUUUUUUUUCUUCAAGAUUAUUUCAUUUUUACCCCUAUACUUUGUCACGAUUUUCAAUGACCCCUAGACUAUGCUUAUUUUCAUGCGUACCCCCGUACUAUGUAAAUUACAAUCAAUUUCACCCCUAUCGUCACAUUUGAAAUGGAAACAGUUAAAAAAAAUUAUAUUUUUGCCCCAAAUUUCAAAAGAAAGACACAAAUACACCGUCUCCUACCUAAACUCACCCUCUCUUCUCUUCCUUUAAUUCUUUCCUCUCUCCAUGGCCCUAUAAGCGCUACCUCAGACUCUCUCUUUGUGUACAAAGUUUCACAAAAUGGUGACAAUGGAGACAAUCUCAGUAGCUCUAAGUCUCGUCGAUUUGAAGAAAAAGAGUCUCCAAAAAGCCUACGAAGAUCUUCAAUCCUACUAAUCUGUUCUCUCCUCCUUCAUUCUCUCAUGGUCCGACCUCAAUUCCUACUUCUUUUCCCUCCAAUCCUUUCUCCAAACCCAGUUCAUUAUUCUUCAAUCCCAAUAAAACCCUCAAUCUCAACCAUCCAAACUACCAUUAAAUCAAACCCAACAAUCGGAUUCACUCAUCUCGGUUUGGCUAGAGCUGAAAGCCUUCUGCAAGAACAUGGAUGGGUUAGGCUUGAGGAACUACAUAGUCGAAUGAGUGAGCCAUGAUCAGAAUUGAGCUUCCUAACGCACUUCAGCUCACUCCGGAUUCGGCUGCGAUGGUUUUGGAUGAGAUGAAAUGUUUCUAUAUGAAGAAAUCAGAGCUGUAUCAUUCAAGGCAGAAAUGUGGGGUUUGAAUUGGAUAUGUAGAAGAGAGAAUCUCUCUAUACAUAUAUAUAUAUAUAUAUUAUGUAUGUAUGUGUGUGUAUAACAGAGGUAUGAUCAAAGGUUAGAGAGAGAGAGAGAGAGAGAGAGAGAGAGAGUUUAGCUGUGUGUGAGCUAGUUUUUUAGUGAGAGAGAGUCCCAGUCCUGACAGUUUCUAUAUGUGGGGGAUUACCCUUCACCACCGUCGCCGAACUCCAUUACUGGCGAAAGAAUGACGAAAGAAUGAAGUAGGAAGUGAGGUGAAGAGAAUGGCUCGAAGAAAAGUCAAAAAUGAGAAGAAAAGUCUUAUUUUUUCUAUCAACUUUCAGAGCUUCGAUAGCAUGCAAAAAGAGGAAGAACAAGACAUGUGAGAUGUGAUACGAAAACUAGACCGUGAGUUGAAUCCAAUGACGUAAAAAUGAGGCGAAAUGAAGUUAUGACAAAAGAGAUAGAAGGGCUUGAAGUGGUGGUUGGUGAUGGUGGUGGUUUGCUAGUAAAUGGAUGGGUCUGCAUCUUUCUUUUGCAAUUUGGGGUUAAAAUGUAAUUUUUUUAACUUUUUCCAUUUCAAAUGUAACAAUAGGGGCAAAAUUGAUAGUAAUUUAAAUAGUAUGGGGUAUGCGUGAAAAUAAGAGUAGUUUGGGGGUCAUUGAAAAUAGUGACAAAGUAUAGGGGUAAAAAUGAAAUAAUAUCUUUUUCUUCUUGUAAUGAUUUGUGUUUCACAAGGCUGUAGAUAAUCAUCAAUUAAUGAGAGUUCAAAUUUCAUAUGGUAGUAAUUAGACUACAAAAUUACAUAAAUGAGUUGUUCACUUAUUUCAUUUAUAUUACUGUUGCGAUUACCAUUUGCUAAGCUUCUAAUUUUGAUCAAAACAAUAAUGUGGCCUACUGUUUUGAUAACAUUUUAACAGCUAAGAGUUUUAAUUAAAAAUAUAUGAUUUAAUUUGUUAAAAAAAUCUAUACUUUUUAAUUAUAUUGAAUGAAGUUACGUAAUAAAUUUAAAAAUUCUGCUUUAGUUGUUACCUAUCGCCACUAGCAGAUGGCUUGGUCAAGUCUACAAUGGAAAUUUGGUCACAUUCCAAAUAAAUGUAUGACCGCAUCUUUCCUCAUAACUGGUUAUUCGUUAUCUUGGGAUCAAGUCUUUCAAG